AUGUCUUUUUGUGAACUUCGUAUACCUGUUGAUUCAAAUACAACAGAAAAUAUACUUUCAAAAAUAUUAAUUACAUGUUCGGAUCUUCGUUAUGAUCGAGUUGUUCUUUGUCAAACAGAUAAUUUACGUGCACCAACUUCAAAUAAUUCAUCAUCAUCAAAAAAAAAGAAACGUAAAUUAAAUGAAACAGAAGAAACAUCGAUUGUACCAUCAUCUGCAUGGACAUGUCCAAAACCUUUUGUUGCUCGUAUACCUGAUUUAAUAACUCAACGAUGUCGUCAGACAAAUCGUCAAUUUCGUCUCUAUUCACGACUGAAUGUUAUUGUACAUGAUAAUCAAUCAUUACAUUAUUUAAAACGUGCAGAAGUUCAACAAAAUUUUGAUUUAAUUUCAUUACAACCAGCAACACGUGAUAUUCUUAUGUAUUUACUUACUGCAACAACAAUACAAUAUGAAUUAAUUGUUCUUGAUCCAAGUGAUCCCGAACUUCUUCCAUUUCCAUCAAAAUUGAUGCGUGCAGCAUCUGAACGUGGUAUUACAUUUGAAUUGAUUUAUAGUAAUGCUUUACGUGAUUCAUUUGAACGAAGAAAUUUACUUGCAUUUGGUCGAUCACUUGCUACAAAUAUUUUUAAACAUGGUCAAUCAAUUAUAUUUAGUUCAAAUGCAUCAAAUUCAUUACAAAUUCGUUCACCUUAUGAUAUGAUGGAAAUCGGACAAUUAUUUGGUUUUAAUGAAGAAUUAUCAAAAAAAAUAAUCAAUCAAAACCCCAUGGAUGUUUUAGCAAGAUCUUUUAGUCGAAGAAAAACUGUACAAGGAACAGUAUGGUUAGAUACAGAAAAAGAUAAUAAACAACAAACAACAAUAGAACCAUUUGUAGCCACUGAAACUAUUACUCUUUGA
Messenger RNA from Adineta steineri, 900 nucleotides. The record is from the annotation of a GenBank genome assembly. Lineage: Eukaryota; Metazoa; Rotifera; Eurotatoria; Adinetida; Adinetidae.